AUGGCAGCCAAGCCUACCGACGAGCACCCAGCCAGCGUCCCUGACUUCAAGCAGAGAGUGAUCCACGAGCCCGGCACUUCCGCCAUCUCCAAGAACAUCCCCCUCUCUGAGGUGAACCGUCAUUGCACGCCUGAGAACUGCUGGGUGGCUCUGAACGGCAAGGUCUAUGACCUCUCCGAGUUCAUGGAUCGUCAUCCCGGUGGCCCCACGACCAUCCUCGCCUGGGCGGGGAAGGACGCCUCGAAGUUCUUCAACGACAUCCACAAGGGCGUGAAGAUCGACGCCUACUUGCGACCGGAGGCUUUCCUGGGCGACCUGGGUGUGGACGAGAACCUGAUGUCGGACCAGUUCUGGCACACGCUGCGCGAG
Messenger RNA from Symbiodinium necroappetens, 369 nucleotides. The record is from the annotation of a GenBank genome assembly. NCBI's taxonomy places the organism in Eukaryota, Dinophyceae, Suessiales, Symbiodiniaceae.